This is a messenger RNA of Fonsecaea erecta, 243 nucleotides long. RefSeq lists its product as hypothetical. The record is from RefSeq and is a predicted model, not a curated record. The coding region runs from base 1 to 243 and encodes 80 amino acids. Lineage: Eukaryota; Fungi; Ascomycota; Eurotiomycetes; Chaetothyriales; Herpotrichiellaceae. The transcript has 2 exons.
AUGGCCCUGGAGGGAGCCCUCGGAGUGGUCUUGAAGGCGAUCCUGGGAGUAGUCCUAGGGAUUGCCUACCGGGAACAAGGAACGGCACCAUCGCCGGCCACAAAAGCAAUGAGCUCGGUUGACCGCGACGAAUGUCUGCCCACGGGGGCUUGUCACGCCGACUUUGACAGCGAGUCUGUAAUGCCACAGUUCCACCUUUUCUUUGUAACGCCAGCAGGUUUCAGUGAGCAAAGGAGAGAUUGA